This is a messenger RNA of Protopterus annectens (West African lungfish), 1938 nucleotides long. RefSeq names its product OTU deubiquitinase 6B (gene OTUD6B). The transcript is spliced from 7 exons. Gene Ontology annotation, biological process: protein deubiquitination. The record is from RefSeq and is a predicted model, not a curated record. Bases 99 to 971 code for a protein of 290 amino acids. Gene Ontology annotation, molecular function: cysteine-type deubiquitinase activity. Lineage: Eukaryota; Metazoa; Chordata; Ceratodontiformes; Protopteridae.
AACCUUACCUGUGUUUCCCCCCAUUUGUCGUGUGUUUGCUUAUUGCUGAAGAGAGCAUAUUAAGUUGGUUGAAUCUUGAGGUAUUUGCAUGAGGUAAAAUGGAGACUGAAGAGGAAUUAAUGAAAAACCACCGUAAAGAAAAGAAAGAACUACAAGCGAAAAUUCAAGGUAUGAAAAAUGCUAUACCAAAGAAUGACCGAAAAAGAAGAAAACAGCUGGCUGAAGAAAUAAACAAACUUGAGGCAGACUUGGACCACAGACAUGAAGAGGAUCUAAAGCAGUUUCAGCAGACUGUGAGAAAACAGACUGAGGAAGAUUCUGCUACAGAUGGAAUAGCACACAUAGAACUGAAAAAUGAAGAGGAGAGCAUUAAGCAGCCUCGAGUAACAAAAGCACAGAAAAGAAGAGAAAAGAAAGCUGCUCAAGAGAAAGAGAGGAGCUGUAGGAUAGCUGAAGCUGAAGUGGAGAAUUUAUCUGGAGCCCGACACUUGGAAAAUCUGAAAGUGGAACAGAUUUUGUUGGCAAGGCAGUUGCAAAUGAAACCUAUUCCAUCUGAUGGUCAUUGUAUGUACAGAGCAAUUGAAGAUCAGUUAAAAAGGCAAAACAGUUUACUGACUCUGACAGAUUUGCGAAUGCAGACUGCUGAAUACAUGAAAAACAAUGAGGAGGAGUUUCUACCAUUUCUAAUCAACCCUAACACAGGAAAUACAUACACACAUGAUGAAUACCAGAAGUACUGCAGUGAUAUAGCAAACACAGCUGCAUGGGGAGGUCAGCUUGAACUUCAAGCUCUCUCACACAUUUUGAAAGCCCCAAUUGAAGUACUUCAGGCAGAUUCUCGUCCACUUAUUUUAGGUGAAGACUACAAGAGUCAGCCUAUAACACUAGUCUAUAUGAGAUAUGCUUAUGGACUUGGAGAACAUUAUAAUUCUGUUGAAGCAUUAAGAACAACUCCUGAUACCACCACAUAGGAUUUUCCUGCAUAAUUCACCAUGAACUGACAUGACUGCAGUACCUAGUACUGAUUUUCAGGUGUUUAGAUUGCAAUGUUUUCAAGUUUUCUUUUGACAACUUGAAAGCACAUACUGACAUUAAAAAGGAUGUGCUAUCACAUGCAGAAAUAACUGAGCUAAGCUGAAGCGGCAUAAUAUUGUAUUAAAACAAAUUGUUGUUGUCAAGAAAAUCAGUUUUUGUGUAUAUUUUGAAGCUGAAGUGUGCACAUUUUAAUUAAGGCAUGUGUUUAGCUCUUGAUUUUUGGAACUUAAUUAUAUUAAUACAUUUGGCAUUAUUGUAUUCAUUUUGUUGGGCAUACUGUAUAGCUAAUUACUUCAGAAACUUCAAAUGUUUGAAGGUUCUUGGAGGAGCGAGCUUUGUACACAUCUGUCUACAGUGAACCCUGUUUUAAAAGUUCAUUUAAAAGAUUUCCAGCCCUGCAUCCCUGUAACUGUUUAUUACUUUAAGAAGACUGCAUGUGAUGUUAGAAUACAGUAUCUCCAAGUUAGUGGGCAUAGCUACUGGGGGUUAAGAUCUAGAGUGCCAUUUAGUUUGCUUCAUGUACUAACACUCAUCCUUUAGAUGAGAUUUUAAAAAUAGGUCCCAUCUGCUUGAGUCAGAUGUUAAAGAUCCCAUGGCACUUUUUGAAAGAGUAGGUGAAGUUUCUCAAUGCCCUGGCCAAAUUAACCCUGGCAGUAAAAAUACCACGUUGGGUCUUCCCUGUAAAGAGGCCAAUUGGCUAGUGAGACUAACCUGGUCAACAAAGGAUAAAUAAAUAAUACAAAAUGAAUGUUUAACUUAAUGUUCAGCCACUGCUUGAUGGUCAGUACAGUGUUUUGGUCAAGAUAAGUUGCUCACACUUCACUCGACUAAUCUGUUUUGAAUUCUGAUUCUGUCUGUUCAUUAUUAAACUGUGCUGGUUUUGUUUUGAUUUUAUCUGCUGAA